CAGCGUUUGAUAGUAGGCAGGCAGGGCACAGAACGCGCAGUGUUUUAGCACACGUCCCGGGCUUGCCCGCGUAGUACUUGUUCACAGCUGAGAUCGUACGGCAGGAAAUUGGAUCGCUGAUAAGCAUCUUGUUACCAGUGGCACCAAACAGUGACUGUGCCUUGGCGAAUCUAACGGAUCUUGUGAUCGCUCUGUUCCGUAUAGAACGAUCCUCUCAUACACGUUGGGGGGACUGGGUUUUCGUGAACUUGUACGACAUUUUGGUAGGCAUCGGGCGUAGACGGCUAAAGUCAGCCUGACAGUGAGCGAAUAGGGAAUUCCCAAACCUCUUGCCAUCGAAAUUCUAAACUUGUGUUGUGAUAUAUUUCUUGUUGGCAAGUUACUUGCCUCCUGACACAUCAUAGUACUUCCCCUGUUUUUGAAUAGUGUUGAUUAAAAUGAAGAAUAAACGAUUCAAUGUGAUUGUAUGGGGAUUAAACUGAAGUGAAGUGAUUAUUGUUGUGCGUUGCUAGCGUGUGAUCGACCGGUGCAAACUAAGUGGUUUUGUCGACCUUCUUCCUACCCAUCAUUUCCAUAAUUUCUCAUCGUGCGUCAUCGUGCGAGAUAUAGGCAGAAUAAAAAGUGAACCGCACUGAGAAGAAUAACUCACCCGUGGGAGAUAAACAUUUGCCAACAAAAGUGAAGGACCAGAAGAAGACAAAAAAACAUUCCCAAUAGAGUGUGGGAACAAGGGGGAAAAGCAUACGGAGGUUCCUCUUCCUUUACAUGAUUGACAGUAAGGGGCACUGUCCCGACGACAUCUUGACCAUCGUCAGCAUCCGAUCGUACUACUGUUUGCACCCGGCAGCAGUGGUGCAGAGCGUUGUUGUGGUUGUCCUGCUUUCCGCGCACCACCGCGAACAGGACGCAACCAUUCGUCGCCGAACCGUCAGCGCACAGGAAGCGUUCUUCAAGGAGAGCGUUACAUGAGCGUCCAUACGCAGUGUUUUGGUGAACUGAUACUGUGAUCUGAAUGAUACUGUGAACCUAGGCAGAGAUUCUGAGUGUACAGUUGAAAGUGUGCCGAAAGCAAUUAUUGUACCCCAAUUCUUUGUGCAAUCGUCAAAAAACAAGUCGUGAAGAAGUUCAAGGAUAUUCAUAUACAAGGCGGAGUGGGUCGAUCAUUGCCCGUACGUACGCCUGCCCUUUAAUCUGGUGCGGCUAGUUCCAACCUCUAUGGAGUUUCAGCUAGACAGCGCAGAAUACUGCCAGGCACAACACAAAUAAGCGAAAGGCGCGCUUUUUCCCUGCCACCACCACCAUCAUCAUCACCAUCACCACCGCCGCCGCCGACGCCGCCGACGCCGCCCAUCGCCGCCCUAUACCUCCCGGGAAAGAAGGAUAAUCGAGCUGGAGAAAGUUGUAGCUGCUUUAGCUGGACGAGAGCGAGUGUGUGCUGGAAGAUUUGGUGUGAGAGAGCGCGUGAGGGCGUGUGAGGAGGUAGAAAGCGAGCAAGGCGAGGAGAUCCUCCCGUGAAAGCGCGAAUGGUGGUUGCUGCGUAAGGAAGGAGGUCUCGCGCAAGAUCUGAAACACACACACACACAAGCCACCCGGGUAGCGAAGCUUUUGAAUGAGAAGCCCCGAGCUGGCGCGUACAUUGGAGAAGAAAGUGCUGCACGUCGUAGCGAAGCAUCGUCGCCAGCAGAAGGAAGAAUUGCACACGAGCGGUGUUUAUUCAUUGCCGUAGCCGCCGACACCGUAAACUCCCUCCAACCAAGUGUGAGUGUGUGUGUGUCUGUGUGUUGGUUACACCGCCCUUCCCACACGGACACGCGUAUAGAGGUCCUUGCUAGAGGAGAAAAGCAAAAAUAGACACAAAAUCGGAAAGGAAGCCACGGGAGCAAAAGCAUCAUCAUCAUCAUCACCACGAUCAUUAUCGUCACCUCCAUCAUCAACGCGCAGUGUGCGGCAAGGAGAGAUUGGGUCAGUCAGUGGACGGAGCGAGAUCGUCCAAACUCUUAUAUCCAUCCCGCAUCCAUAUCGCACCAAUCCUCUAUGUGAGGGAUUAGCUUAGCGUUAUUCGAGCAUCAGACGUUUUCACAACUUACGUUGCGCGUCGCUUUUCCCGAGCGGAAAGAACUGUUUUGUUGGUUUGGAGAGAACCGAAAACGCAUCCCCAACGUGUGCCAUCCCUUCAUCGCCUGGUGGAGAGUGCACUUGCCCGGAUUCUGGAUUCGCUUUAUGAUAGAUGUGUAUGUGAGUGUGUGUGUGUGCUUUAAAUAAUCCCAUCGUUUGCUGUGUGUUUGUGUGUGGCUCUUCACAACGUUGUGUGCGAGGCGUUUCGUUGCAAGUUCUACGAGAACAAACUACGCUGCUGCAAGUGAACAACCAUCUUCGACAACUGCAAGCAAAACUCGGCGGCAGAAAACAACAUAUUGAGACUGAUUGUAAAAUAGAUCUAUUAAGAAUAGUAAACAAACAAGCAAAAACCUUCAAUCCAUUAUCAUCCAGCCAGCCGGCGACAAAGUGCAGUGAUUGAGCCAGAAGGGGGCGGUACGCGGUGUACUACCCUCGCAAAGACGUCGUGCGAUCGUUCGUAUACAGACGCACUCGCACAGGAUAAGAUUAUAUUCUUUGGAAGCAAAAGAACACAGCUAAAAACAAUCCCCCCCCCUCCCCAACAACACACAAGCGCCAACAUCAUCCUGACCAACGUGAACGUAAACGAAGUCCUUAGACACAAUAACAAGCGACCCUUCUGCUGCUCGUGAUCCCCCUUACAUCGGUCCCGUUUCUAUCGAGGGAAAGGAGAGCGAAACAACACACUAUUCCACCGAAAUUUUGGCCGACGAUUUAGCCGACGUCGCGAUAUAGUCAAAACGAAACAACUGAUUAACCAGUAGCGUAGCGUCUUGAGAGCAACCGUUUGAACUCCUGCAGUCUGCUGGGUUUCUGAUGAAUAUAAAUGUUUCGAUUGAAAACUACUUUUAGAUACGUGUUUCAAGCUUUACUGUGAGGCGGACAAAUUUGUCACUUUUUUAUAACCAACCUACUACUAACGCGUCGAAAGAUUGCGCCCGCGCAAGCUGCUGCCUGCUAAUUCCGUCACCGUGUUCGGCCACUGUCAGCCGAUCAGCAGGUGUGUGUGUUUUCGGAAGAACGCCUGCGGCUGCAACACAACCCUGAUCAGAUAAAAGAUAAGCACGUGUGUCUGUGUAUUUAAAGCGUGGAAGAAAAUAAGAUAAUUCACCGGCACCAGGGCGGCACCAGGCGGCACAGACUCCAGAGUGCUCGCAUUCAGCGUGGUGGUUAUCAGCGAAAACAGAUUCUACCUGCUUGCUGCGUAAAAGUUACUGUGUUACUCCGUUCAACGCUGUUGUGACUUACUAACGGAGCAUACAUACCUAAGCAAGGCAAAGCAACGGUUGCUACGUUAAAUUGUGCUUGCAAUACUUCCAAUACACCGCACAGCCCCCGAGUGAUUCUGCUGACUGUGUGCACAGGAGCAUACAAAAAUUACCGUAAAAAAGUAAUAUCCAUCGUUUCGAUUGUGGUUGCUGGUCAAGUGACAACCUCUUCCCGCCAGUCAUCUGCAUCUCGGAGAAAGCACAGCUACCAGCACUACAGACCGGUGGAAAGAUAAGAUAAUACACACACGGGUGGUGCGUCUGGAAUACAACAAGCUCUCGUUCUGCGGCUAAAAGUUGCAAAACAGAUCGGCAAAAGCAGCACACUGCAUCUGUUGUUUGAACAAUCCCCAAAAUCAACCGUAAAGCCAACCGGGCGCAACAGAUAGAGGAAAGAAAAAAGGCACGCGAAAAAGAUUGUGAUAAGAGAAUUUUAAGUUUUUUUUUGUUUUAAGUGGACCGCAUCAUCCAUCCCCCCCUCCCGGUGUGCCGCGUCCCCAUUGAAGCGGUGUGCGGGCAGAAGCUUUCGGUUUCGGCCGUCUUUUUAAACGUAUAUUAGUUUGUACUUGUGAUGAAAAUUGUAUCUAUUCGGAAGCAGUAACAUUGUAUUGUGCGCGCACCACAGUCAUUGAAGAAGAAGCAUCGGAGAGAGGAAGUUGAGGUUGAGAUAGCAACGCGCUGUGAAGGAGCGAUUGUUGUGCGAUUGUGUUGUAAGGCGUCGUUAGUUUUUUGUUUCCACCCCGUUUUCGUCUAUAAGACCCCCCAGUGAACAGACGCUCUCCCUGCGUAAGCUUGCGGCUCGUCUACUCCGUCGGUUGUAAAAAGCGGCAAUUACCUUUCGUAGUCGUGUGCAGGAGAGCUUUUUAUGACAACCGUCAUCAUGCGCCAGAAGGACAUCAGACCCGCACCGGCGCGGAUCGAGUUUAAGGGAAUGAAAUUCCUGAUCACCGAUCGGCCCUCGGAUGCAACCAUUCUAUCGUACAUUGCUGAGCUGAAAAAACAUAACGUCUCGAUUGUGGUGCGCGUGUGCGAACCAAGCUACAAGAUCGAGGAGCUGGCCAACCACGGUAUCAUCGUGCGCGAUCUAGCCUUCGAGGAUGGUACCUUCCCGCCGAACGAGAUCGUGAUGGAAUGGUUCGAGAUCCUGAAGCAAAACUUUCUGUACAGAUUCCAGGAAGAUCCGGAAGCGUGCGUGGCGGUCCAUUGUGUGGCAGGGCUGGGCCGGGCACCGGUGCUAGUGGCACUAGCUUUGAUCGAACUAGGACUUAAGUACGAGGCAGCUGUAGAAUUGAUUAGAGAUAAACGAAGAGGUGCUAUUAAUGCCAAACAACUAUCUUACCUAGAAAAGUAUAAGCCCAAGUCACGGUUAAAGCACAAAAACGGCCACAAGAACUCGUGCUGCGUGCAAUAAAACUAUCAAAAUUCCCA
Molecule: messenger RNA, 4814 nt
Organism: Anopheles merus
Lineage: Eukaryota; Metazoa; Arthropoda; Insecta; Diptera; Culicidae
Gene: PRL-1
Product: protein tyrosine phosphatase type IVA 1
Exons: 7
Coding region: 4252-4797 (181 amino acids)
Biological process (GO): protein dephosphorylation
Cellular component (GO): nucleus
Molecular function (GO): phosphatase activity
Source: RefSeq, a predicted model, not a curated record